UGGGAAGCUCUAUGCAGCUGUAAAGCAGCAUACUUAUGAGACAGGCAGGAACAGUUGCUAUUACGAGACACACUCCCUCCUUCCUGCGUAUCCGGAUCCCUGGUGACUGUUUUAACAGUAGUUUAUUUGAACGCAGUUUCUUGAUUUCGUUGGAAGAUGGAGAGCGGCAUCUCCUGCUUGCCCGCAUCUGACUAAGCUGAAUUAUUCAUUUUCCGCGUCAGUUAGUCGCGGUUCUCCUUUUUCUGAAUAUCACAGUGUGGUGUUUUUUCCCCUCCUUUUCUUUUCCUUGGAGUAGAGAGGCUCAGCCUCAGAUGUCACCCUGACAGCCCUGUGAACUGCAUGAUUCGAAAAGAGACGCUUAGCAAGCAAUUUCAGAUUUUUUGAGGUGAGUAAACCCGCGCAGGAUUGUUUCGGUUUAUCGGGUGGGUGCUGCUGCUUAAUUUUUCUGCCUGAACCGUUCAGUCCAACUUCAGCGAGCCCUAUACAUAGGCUAAGCAUCUCUAUGGACUGGGUGUUCCAGCAGCACCAUUUACAUUCGUUUCCUUUUCCUCUCUCGUGAACUGGAGAGAAGUUGUUUUGCGGUCAAGUUGUUUUGCCUUUUGUCCCUGCUUUCUUAACGCUGAGGUGGGCACAGUGUCUUUAGUUCAUUCCGAACUGAAAUGCUUCAUGGAGAUACAACGACAUUGGGAACCCUACGAGAGAAAUAUAUUUUUUAACAAGUGAAGCCUGUCAAGAAGAGACGCAUAGGCUGAAAUCUGAGCGAUAGCCUACCUACGUCUGAAUGGGAGCACCGCGUCUCAAUGCACUGCCAAUGUCCGUCUCUCAAGAAACCACAUUUACAAACGCUUACGGUUACUAAAUGGUUUUCUGGGGGAUUUAUAAAAGGCAAAAUGCUGCUUCUAGUUCUGUUGGCCUUUUCCGUAUCGAGUACGUUUUCUGACUUGGAUUCUGACCUCUCAGCGGAGACCUGCAGCGCCUGUUCAUGCAUGUCCAUCGAGAACGUCCUAUACGUGAACUGUGAGAAAAUAACUGUGUACAGACCUACCCAGCUGCUGCCCCCGGUCUCUAGCCUCUAUCAUUUGAAUUUCCAAAAUAACCUAUUGAUUGUCCUUUACCCCAACUCCUUUCUCAAUUUCACACACGCAGUCUCUCUUCAACUGGGAAACAACAAACUACAGAACAUCGAGGGAGGGGCCUUUUAUGGCCUUAGUUCAUUGAAACAGCUUCAUUUAAAUAACAAUGAAUUGAAAGUGCUCCGAGCUGACACUUUCUAUGGGAUCGAAAACUUGGAAUACCUCCAGGCUGACUACAAUUUGAUAAAGUAUAUUGAAAAAGGAUCCUUCAACAAAUUGCAUAGGCUGAAAGUUCUCAUCCUGAAUGACAAUCUAGUCCAGAUCCUUCCUGAUAACAUUUUUCGCUUUGCCUCCCUUACACAUUUGGAUAUAAGAGGAAAUAGGAUCCAGAAGCUACCAUAUCUGGGAGUUUUGGAACACAUUGGACGUAUAGUGGAAUUGCAGCUCGAUGACAACCCAUGGAAUUGCACAUGUGAUUUGUUACCCUUGAAAGCUUGGUUGGAGAACAUGCCCUAUAACAUUUUUAUUGGGGAGGCUAUAUGUGAAACCCCUAGUGACCUGUAUGGACGACUGUUGAAAGAAACAAACAAACAGGAACUGUGUCCCAUGGGAACAGGUAGUGACUUUGAUGUAAGGAUGCCCCCUUCACAGCCAGAAAAUGGCCAAACAACAUCCGACAAGGCCCCCACUACGAUACCUCCCAUAGCCACCAAAGCUCCCAAAACAACAAACCCAUCUAAGAUUUAUGGUAACGGGAUUGUUGGUUUACCCGGUUUGAAUAAAAAUAUUCAAAUUAUGUCCUAUCAAACAAGAACCCCACCUCUCUCCUGCCCACAGCCGUGCACCUGCAAAGCUCACCCCUCAGACUUUGGCAUCAGUGUGAGUUGCCAAGAGAGGAGUAUAAACAAUCUAGCAGAUCUCAUUCCCAAGCCACCAAAUGCCAAGAAGCUCCACCUGAGUGGAAAUUAUAUCCGAGAUAUCAGCCCAGUUGAUUUCCAAGGCUUUGAGGGUUUAGAUUUAUUACAUUUGGGCAGCAAUCAAAUAGUCACAGUUCAAAAAGGGGUCUUUGCCAAUCUGACCAACCUGCGUAGGCUUUAUCUCAAUGGGAACCAACUAGAGCAGCUGCAUCCUGAGAUGUUCCUUGGGCUCAGUAACCUCCAAUACUUGUAUCUGGAAUACAAUGCCAUACAAGAGGUGUUAGCAGGGACCUUUGACUCCAUGCCAAAUCUGCAGUUGUUGUACCUGAACAAUAAUGUGCUAAGGAGCCUCCCUGCCUAUAUCUUUGCUGGCGUUUCCCUGGCUAGGCUAAAUCUUAAGAACAACCAUUUCAUGACUCUGCCUGUGAGUGGUGUCCUAGACCAGCUGAGGUCUCUCACUCAAAUUGAUCUGGAAGGCAAUCCCUGGGAAUGCUCCUGUGAUUUAGUAGCUCUGAAACUGUGGCUGGAGAAGCUGAAUGACGGAGUGGCUGCGAAAGAGGUCAAAUGUGCAUCCCCAGUGCAGUUUUCCAAUAUAGAGCUACGGCUGCUAAAAAAUGAGAUCCUGUGCCCCAAACUCAUAGCUAGGCCCCCUUUCAUCUUGACCAGUACUACUCCAAUGGUGACCUCCAUGUCCCCAGCAGGGGUGGGCAAGGCCCCUCCAGGAGGUCCAGUUCCCCUAUCCAUCAUGAUCCUCAGUGUCUUGGUGGUGCUCAUCAUCACAGUGUUCGUUGCUUUCUGCCUCUUGGUGUUCGUGCUGAGGCGCAACAAGAAGCCAGCCGGACGCCAGGAGGGCAUGGGGAACCAGGAGUGUGGCUCCAUGCAACUCACGCUCAGGAGACACAACAAAUCUAACAAGAAAGAUGAUCUGGGAGGGGAGACGUUCAUCCCCCACACUAUCCAGCAUAUGAACAAGAGUCACACCUGUGGGAUUAGAGACUCUGAGUCAGGCUUUAAGUUUGCUGACUCCCAGAGACAGAAAAUAAUCCUGCUCAACAGCGCUGACCAAGACAAGGACUCACUGUCCUCCCUGGAUCCACGCAAUAAGAGACUGAGCACCAUUGACGAGCUGGAUGAGUUCCUGCCAAGAGAAUCCAACAUGUUUAUUCAAAACUUUUUAGACAGUAAAAGGGGGGAUUUCAGCAGUAUAGGUGGGAGUGGAUUUCAGAUCCGUUACCCCGAGAAACCACAGGACAAAAAGAUGAAAAAGUCACUAAUAGGGGGAAACCAUAGUAAGAUAGUAGUGGAACAAAGGAAAAGUGAGUACUAUGAACUUAAAACUAAACUUCAAGGUACACCUGACUACCUUCAGGUUCUGGAGGAACAGACUCAAAUGAGUCAAAUGUAGGCUAUCUAUCCCCUCCCACCCCCCACGCCACCCAACCCAAUGACAAAAGUGCCUUUUGGAAAAGCUUAAUGACCAAUGGAUAAACUGGACAGGAGGCUCCAGUCAGAUAACAUAAUUUCCCGAGAAUCAGUGGCUCUGUUGCAAAUACAGAUUUUCCUCCUGAUGUGGUGAUGCCAUUAUAACAUGUAUUAAUAUCACAUUAUACCGCAAGACAUCCUUAAGAGACAAUUGUAGUAUUUUGCUGCUAUUGAAAUUGGUACUUAUCAGAUUUUUUUUUCAACCAAAUCAUUGGGUCAUGAAAACAAUGUUGACUGUACCUCAUCAUAGCUAGUGACCCUUCUGCAGAGUUUUUGUGGCAAUAUGGGAUCAGUAUUUUAGAUGAAUUAACUAUCAUAUGGUGACUUUACAGUUCUCCUGGGGAUAUAACGUUGUUGGGAUCCCCCACUUGCAGACUUACCAUCUGCCUGGAUUAUAACUGGUCACUGCUGGUCGUUCCUGGGGACCCUGACGCCUUGUUUUCACUAAGAAAAGGCACGUAUAAACCGAACAGCAGAUUUGGAAUGAUUCCAUUACUUGUUUGUGUAAAGAGCCAUGUUAAUAGUGUUUGAAUUAAAUGUGGUUCCUCUGGAUAUGUUUGGGUAUGGGACAUGUCGGGACAUUUUUUUAAGCCCAAGAAAAACAGCUGCUUGCCAUGUAAGCAUACCUGGAUUUAUUUUGUAAGUCUACAUUAUUUGUAUCUGUGGGACAGUUUGUAAAUUACAACAGAAGACAAAACAACUAUACCUAUAAAAUACAAAAAAUUGAGAGAAAAAAAGCAUAAUUAAACAAACUGAAUUUUGAUGACCCCUGUCAAUAUAUAUGAUUGAUGACCCCUGUCAAUAUAUAUAUGAUUGAUGACCCCUGUCAAUACAUAUGAUUGAUGACCCCUGUCAAUAUAUAUGAUUGAUGACCCCUGUCAAUAUAUAUGAUUGAUGACCCCUGUCAAUACAUAUGAUUGAUGACCCCUGUCAAUAUAUAUCAUUGAUAACCCCUGUCAAUACAUAUGAUUGAUGACCCCUGUCAAUAUAUAUGAUUGAUGACCCCUGUCAAUAUAUAUCAUUGAUGACCAACUGUCAAUAUAUCAUUGAUGACCAACUGUCAAUUGGUAGUACAUUUAACUAAUUUAUUUAUUUUUCUAUGCAGGAUUAUUUAAAGAUUAUUGGUACUAUUUAAAAGUGAAAUGGAUAUUUAGAAUGCAUAAGCAAUUCAGGCCCAGAUCUCGAGCCACAAAUUAUUUAUCAGAGUAAAUGUUUCUGUUUUCUGAGUCUUCAUGAACUCUACUGAUGGCCUGAAAGGGGACUAGAGAUCGAUGGUAUUUUCACUAUGAUGGUGCACAAACUGAGGCCUGAUUAGUAUUUGAAGUUUAACAAUUUCCUUAUUCUUGUAUCCCACAGUAUCUUGUAAAAGGUUUCUUAUUAACAUUAUGCAACCAAAAUAAAUUUGCAUUAAAGUGAUACGAUUCUGGAUGGUUUGACUGUGGUACCAUGGUAAUGGAUUAGAAAGGUAGUGUGUGAGAUAUGUUCAAUUUAUCUUUGGAAGAAAAUUAUGUGGCUAUGAAUUUGUUUUAUAUACUAGCUACUGAUCUGGACAGAAUCAUAUAAAACACCAUGUGCAAUAUUAAUAUGCUCAAUCAUAAUAGCUUAAAUCCUUUAGUUGAUUUAUUAGUUCAAGGUAAUAUUGUUAUUUCAAAUUAUUUUAUCCACUUUAUUUUACCAAGUCCUUAUUUAAAGUAUUGUUAAGUUAAUGAGUGUUUGAAAUACAAAUGAAUAGAAUGUACCUUGAAAGAUAUGAUAAAUACAAUGUUCUAUCAGUCAGCAGAAUACUGUAUAUUGGUUAGUUUUUAUUGUAUAAACCUGUUGAAGUCAAGGUACCUAUCUGCACUGUGUUUUCCUUUUCCUCAAGAAAAUGUCAUCUUGUUUCCUCAGUCGUCUAAGUUGCUUUAUAAAUAAAGCCUUGAAUGCUCAA
Molecule: messenger RNA, 5399 nt
Organism: Coregonus clupeaformis (lake whitefish)
Lineage: Eukaryota; Metazoa; Chordata; Actinopteri; Salmoniformes; Salmonidae
Product: SLIT and NTRK-like protein 4
Exons: 2
Coding region: 801-3395 (864 amino acids)
Biological process (GO): regulation of presynapse assembly; axonogenesis; positive regulation of synapse assembly
Cellular component (GO): membrane; glutamatergic synapse
Molecular function (GO): protein binding
Source: RefSeq, a predicted model, not a curated record